This is a messenger RNA of Coffea eugenioides, 441 nucleotides long. RefSeq lists its product as uncharacterized. Lineage: Eukaryota; Viridiplantae; Streptophyta; Magnoliopsida; Gentianales; Rubiaceae. The transcript has a single exon. The record is from RefSeq and is a predicted model, not a curated record. The coding region runs from base 1 to 441 and encodes 146 amino acids.
AUGGAACGUGCCAAGAAUGAACCCGUAUCCAAAUGUAAAGCCUCUGCCAAAGGGAAGCCUCCGACCAGGCUACAAAAACAAGCACCCACUGCACUACAUCUAGAUGGCAUCAGAAAUGCUUCCAAAGUUUUCCCUUGUUCCGAUCCUCCUGAGGAUGCUUCCUCUCUCGCUGCGAUUCCUUUGCUGUCCCCAAUUCCCCUACUUUCCCCGUCACGUGAGGCCCCAGAUGAAUCAAGCGGUGACGGCGGCUGCGGCAACGGCGCCAGUGGUGGAGAACAAUGCAGAAUUGAACAGCAGAACUUCGGUCACCUUUCAGCAAGUGGUGGGUGGCAGCACCCAGCAGUUACGACCCCGUUAACAGAACCUUCAGCAUUAUCCGCUAUGUUCCAGUCGCAGUGCUCACUUGUAAAUCCAAAUCAGCUACAGGUUUCCCAGCGUUAG